Spea bombifrons (plains spadefoot toad) is the source of this 1578-nucleotide messenger RNA. RefSeq names its product cerebellin 2 precursor (gene CBLN2). Gene Ontology annotation, molecular function: protein binding. The transcript has 4 exons. The record is from RefSeq and is a predicted model, not a curated record. Bases 270 to 935 code for a protein of 221 amino acids. NCBI's taxonomy places the organism in Eukaryota, Metazoa, Chordata, Amphibia, Anura, Pelobatidae.
GGCGAGAAUGAGGUGACUCCUGUUCUGCUGUGUUUUUGUCAGCACAAACCCAGCUCAUUUUGUCUAAGCAAUACAACUUCACAGACAACUGAGACACCAUCCUCUUUGUGUUUCCACACAAUGGAGCUACCAGGUUCAGUCCAACAAGCAUACUAAGAAGUCUCCUAAAGACAGCAGUCUUUGGAUAACACUUUAAGGAAGAGACCUGUGCGAGUCCAUCUGCUGGUGUCAAGACAUCCAGCUAAUUGGUUCCUGAUUGCUGUAGCAGGAUGGAUCUUGGGAUGAAUGGCGCAGGAGAGAGAGCUGGUGUCUCGUUAAAGACCUUGAAAUGGGAGCAGAGCUGGAGCUUCCUCCGAGUUGCUAAAGUGGCGCUGUCCAUGGUGCUGAUGUUUGCGCCACCUACAGUCCAUGCUCAGAAUGACACAGAACCUAUCGUGCUGGAAGGAAAGUGCCUGGUGGUCUGUGAUUCCAACCCGUCCUCUGACGGAGCCAUCACCUCUUCUUUGGGUAUCUCUGUCCGUUCUGGAAGUGCCAAAGUGGCGUUCUCGGCAAUUAGGAGCACCAAUCAUGAACCCUCUGAGAUGAGCAAUCGCACCAUGACUAUCUAUUUCGAUCAGGUGUUAGUAAACAUUGGUAACCAUUUUGAUCUGGCAUCCAGUGCAUUUGUAGCACCAAGAAAAGGAAUUUACAGCUUCAGCUUUCACGUGGUGAAAGUGUACAACAGACAGACUAUCCAGGUAAGCCUAAUGCAGAAUAACUACCCAGUAAUUUCAGCUUUUGCUGGUGAUCAGGAUGUUACCAGGGAAGCAGCCAGCAAUGGAGUUCUUCUGCACAUGGAGAGAGCAGAUAAAGUCCAUCUAAGACUGGAAAGGGGUAACCUCAUGGGAGGGUGGAAAUAUUCGACCUUUUCUGGCUUUUUAGUCUUUCCUCUAUAAAGAGGAGAUGGAAGGGCCAAGUUCUGGAGCUUAGCAAGGAUUCAACUGUCAAUGUAGCCAUUAAUGUGGCAGGACAAGACAUUAUCUCCAACAUCCCUCCCAGAUUGUCUCAGUAGAAGAAUGAAUUCUCUUCUAGGUAAAAUAUUUACUUAUAUCGACAUUUCCUUGGGAAACUGCGCCUCUAAUUAGUUUUAGACGACAGUGAUCUUUAGGAUAAAUGAAAUUAUCGACCUGAGCAAUUUGUACAUGUGAUUGUAAAGUCAAUAUCGGAAUUUAUUGUUUGGAUCAUUGACUCUUUUUUUGUUGUUGUUCUGAGACAAACACUCGGACCACACAUUUGAUGUCAAGAAUCACAAGCAGAAGAAUCAAACCCCCGACUAAGUGUUCUCGCAAUGCUUUCCUUUUAGUGUUUGUAUAGCCUUAAGAAAAGAAUGGCUUCAGUCUCAGUAAUGUAUAUUUUUGGAUUUCUGGAAGUGCUUUAUACAGAGAAGCAAAUUUUGCACGAUUGGAAUUACCUAUUUCGUUUCGUGUCGUUUGUGUAUCUCUUGAUUUUCUUUUGGGGGUGCUGAAAAUGUACAUUAGAUUGACCAAUACGAUAAAAAAAAAUGAUAUAACUGUAAAUCACAGUAAAGUUUUAAAUGAC